AUGGCCCAGGCUCCUGACUGUGAAGUGUCCUUCCCCACGCAGCAGGUGGUGAUCGAGUCGGACCUGUACACGCACCGGCCUCUGGAGCUGCUGCAGCAUCGCAGCGACCGCAGAGACGUGGGCGACAGCCUCAGGUUCAGCCGGCUGCAGAGCGCACGGCCGCCCGGAGCCCAUCCCGCCAAAACCCCCGCCAGACCUGGGGGGAUUUCUGAGCCCAAAGCAUCAAAUUUGUGUGGGAAUCGAGCAUAUGGAAAAUCUUUGAUUCCGCCAGUGCCCCGGAUCUUGGUGAAAGCUCCAGUGGCCACGGUGGAGGUGGCAGCCCCGGGCUCAGAGCGCGGAGCUGUGCUGACCAGAGG
Messenger RNA from Galeopterus variegatus (Sunda flying lemur), 356 nucleotides. RefSeq lists its product as uncharacterized. The record is from RefSeq and is a predicted model, not a curated record. The annotation marks the transcript as partial. Gene Ontology annotation, biological process: neurogenesis; neuron differentiation. Lineage: Eukaryota; Metazoa; Chordata; Mammalia; Dermoptera; Cynocephalidae. The transcript has 4 exons.